Molecule: messenger RNA, 1361 nt
Organism: Dipodomys ordii (Ord's kangaroo rat)
Lineage: Eukaryota; Metazoa; Chordata; Mammalia; Rodentia; Heteromyidae
Gene: Sh2d7
Product: SH2 domain containing 7
Exons: 6
Coding region: 1-1350 (449 amino acids)
Cellular component (GO): cytoplasm
Source: RefSeq, a predicted model, not a curated record
AUGGAGGGCAGCCUGGAGCAGCUCAGUCUGGGGAGUCGGUCUGAAGGAUGGGGAGAUAAGGAGUCUGUGGCCGAGCUCCGGGAGCUGGCGGUGAAAUGGUUCAUGGAGACGCAGGCUCCGGUCAUCCUGCAGAACGGGGUGCUGCCCCCCUGGUUCCACGGCUUCAUCACCCGCAAACAGACGGAAGAGCUCCUCAGAGACAAAGCUGUGGGCUGCUUCCUCAUCCGCCUCAGUGACCAGGCCACGGGCUACAUCCUGUCCUACAGGGGCAGCGAUCGCUGUCGCCAUUUCAUCAUCAACCAGCUGUGGAACCGGCGCUACCUGGUCUCUGGGGACACCCUCAGCCACCGCACCCUGGACGAGCUGGUGCGCCAUUACCAGGAGGUGCAGUUCGAGCCAUUCGGGGAGACCCUGGCUGCUGCGUGCCCCCGGCUGGAGGACAAGGAUGUCUAUGAUGCUGUCACCCUGGGCCUCCAUCAGCCCAGCGUGGGCCCGGGCAGUCCCUCAGCUCUAGCGUCCCCUGUGGUGGCCCCCGACAAGCCGCCCAGCCCACGGCCCCCUGCCAAACCCCAAGUGUCCUUCCUACACUCCAAGAAGAGCGUGGAGGCCAGUCCUCAGGCGCUGGCCAAGGAGGAGAGCGUGGAGGCCUCCACCAGGAUGCCCCAGCUCCCCGAGAAGAGCGCCUCUCUAUUGGAGGAGCCUCUUGCUGGUCCCAAUGACAUCAUCUACGUAGACAUAAGAAAAAUGAACCGCGCACGACCAGGCCCAAGCCCGGAGAUGUCCAGCAAACAUGGGUCACUUCCAACUGGUAGCCAGGCCUGCUCUCCUGGCCGAGAGACCCUGAGAAAACUUCCAGAUGGAGACCAGAACAAGGCCGAGGGCCCAGACCAAGGUCAUCCAGCGUCUCCUGCGUCCUCAGGAUUCGUUCUGCCCCCCAGCUACAAGGCCCUGGGGCCCCAGGUGGCUACAACCUGGAGGCACAGGUUUCUGAAGAUGAGUCCGGAGGCCCAGCCCAGCCCGGAGGACGGCUCUGCAGAUGCCUAUGAGCUGGUGCAGACGGGCGGCCUCCAGCAGGCCUGGGACCCGGCAGGUCACAGAGGCUGUACCUACGAGCAGAUUCCAGCCUGCUGGAGUCCCCCUGCCAGGCAGCCCCAGCUUCCAGCCAGUACCCCCUACAGCAAAGUGUCAGAGCCCUCGGACUGUGGCUAUGAGAGGAUCUUUGGGGCCCCAGGGGUCCCUGGGCCUGGAAAUACCUACGAGCAAAUCCCAGCAGACAAGGCCAAACAGUCCAGCCGGAUAUCCAAGCCUGACAAACUCCGGAGACUGUUUGAAAAGAAACACAGAUUCUGAUGCAGGCCCAG